Impatiens glandulifera is the source of this 550-nucleotide messenger RNA. RefSeq lists its product as uncharacterized. The coding region runs from base 15 to 365 and encodes 116 amino acids. Lineage: Eukaryota; Viridiplantae; Streptophyta; Magnoliopsida; Ericales; Balsaminaceae. The transcript has 3 exons. The record is from RefSeq and is a predicted model, not a curated record.
GAGGAAAUAGGUAAAUGGAAGAAAGCAAGCAAUCUAAUGGCGGAGUUGUUUCCUCGGCAGAAGCAGUGUUGCUUGGAGCCCUCGCUCCCGGCGUUAAUGGCGCCACAUGGAAUACGCUGAAGUUUGCCUUUUUGAUGCUGGGUGUCUCUCUUACUGUUAUGCUCAGCCUGGCCUUUUUGUCCAGUGAUUUGGGCUUGAUACUUCAUGUUACAUUUCUUGUUCUUAUAACUGGGACCCUCUUCUUCCUCCUUAGCAGAUUUCUUGCAGAGACAGGUUUUGUUUCAGUUGAGAAUCAGAUGCAAGAAAUUGGUUUAACACAAAGAUCAGAAGAUCAUCACACCAUCAUCAAAACAAAGAACAAUUGAAUUUCAAUACAUUUCUUUGUUGUUAUUGUUGCAUAAACAAGUGAUCAAUGAUACAACCAACCAAUUCACUAUCAGACUGUUAGGAUAUUUGUCUUCCACGAUUGUUUGUUUGAUUAUAUUACAUCAUAUUACAGAUUGUUUGAGUCAACUCUGGUUUUAUUUCUUUGGAUUUUGUCCUUGAUUAU